CAUACUUAUAAAAAUUCAUUUCCAUCGUGAUGUUCGUAAUAAAAUCAAAAUGAAUUAGAAAUAUUUUUUCUCUAGCCAUGCCAUAAAACUGUGACGUGUGCUAGAGCUACCUAGAAAAAUUGAUAGCAGAAUUCUGAUAGCGUUUUCGUAAGCAUGGAAGUUGCGAGAGAGUUAUUAGAGAACUCUCUGGAACCGACGCUUCAUGACCCGAUACCUAGACCGGCAGAAGUAGAAGGGGGAAUUCAGGAAACCCAGGCCAGCCCAACAAGCUCGUCCUCCUACACAAUGGCCAGCGACCAGAGUGUGUUCAGCAGGGAUGUAGACCAUUGGAUCAGUGGUAGUGUUAACGCCACUGAAACCUCAGGGGUUCAGGGAAGCAGGGUGCCUCUUGUGCAGCGCUCAACUCUAGCAGUAUCUGACCAUGGAGCAGGAAUGUGGUACAUACUAGCUAUGCUCCUACCGCUGUUCACUGUGAAUAACACUACCCGUUGGAGAUGUUCACCCAGCACCAUAUUGAGUACAGCGGAAAUAUUUCUAUCUCAUUUGGGAAGAGCCUGUAAUCAUAUUAGAUGUCAAAUUAGACGUGUAGCUGAAAAUCAUAUAUCCAGAGAAAUAUUUGCAACCGUUAUGGACAUGGUACUUGCGGUGUACGCUAUUGGGUUCCUUGUGCUGUCCAUGUAUCAAGCUGAGCUUAUCAGCUAGUCAGAUGAAAUAUUUUCUAAAUAUUUUAUAAACUAAUAUAAAUGUUAUAAAUGCAUCUGAAUAAA
Messenger RNA from Nymphalis io (European peacock), 767 nucleotides. RefSeq lists its product as uncharacterized. Bases 154 to 702 code for a protein of 182 amino acids. NCBI's taxonomy places the organism in Eukaryota, Metazoa, Arthropoda, Insecta, Lepidoptera, Nymphalidae. The record is from RefSeq and is a predicted model, not a curated record. The transcript has 5 exons.